AUGGUGGGUGCAAGCAUUGCGAAUUUCACUGAAAUCCGGGGGUACAUCAAAGGUCGCGCUGUAUUAGGAAAGUCUGCGACUGAAAUUUUCAAGGACGUUGUGGACAUUUAUGGUAAAGGUUGGAUGUCUUAUAGGACUGUUUGUAGAUGGGCUAAGAAGUUUGCUUCAGGCAGAGUGUCAAUUGAAAAUGACACAAAAACUGGAAGAAAAGUCAGCAUCAGCACCAAACUUGCUGAAGCCAGAAUUCAAGAACUGUUGCUUGAAGAUGCGCGGUAUACAGUGCGUGAGCUAGCGAAACUAACGGGGGUUUCAUCAUCAACAGUUCACUUCAUUCUUAAAAAGCAGCUAAAAGUUAGGAAGAUUACAGCACGCUGGAUUCCACAUCUCCUGACUGUUGAACAAAAGAGGUCACGUGUCCAAUGUGCUCGUAAAAUACUGAAAAUGGCACAAAAGAUUGAGAAAAACAACUUUCCUGACUUGGUUAUGGGUGAUGAGACCUGGAUAUACUUCGAAAACUACGAACCCCACAGGAAAAUAAGUAACAAAGUUUGGGCUACAAAAGCUGCAAAGAGGCCUUGUAUUGCCAAACGAACAAUGAGUGUGCGUAAGAUGUUGUACGCCAUUUUCUUUACAGCACGUGGUCUAGCCAUACAGGUACCUGUACCAAAGGGAAGAGGCAUCACAGGCAAAUUCUACCGUGAUGUUGUCUUGAAAAAGCUGGACAAAUACUUCGGGAAAAUUCAGCCGAAAAGUGGCAUGAGACACAUUAAAUUGCUCCAUGACAACGCCCCUGUCCACAAGGCUGCUAUAGUGACGGACUUUUUGUCGGGAAAACAUGUGACUGUACUCCAGCAUCCCCCGUACUCGCCAGAUUUGUCCCGAUGUGAUUUCUUCCUGUUCCCCAGACUUAAGAAAAUUCUCGCUGGAAGAAAAUAUUCCAAGAGACCUUCAGUUGGUUCUGCCAUAUACCAGUGUCUCAUCAGUAUACCCACAAAAGACUACAUCCGGGCGUUUCAGAUGUGGCUGAAGAGACUGAAAAUUUGA
Ruditapes philippinarum (Manila clam) is the source of this 1044-nucleotide messenger RNA. Its product is annotated as histone-lysine N-methyltransferase SETMAR-like. The transcript has a single exon. Bases 1 to 1044 code for a protein of 347 amino acids. Lineage: Eukaryota; Metazoa; Mollusca; Bivalvia; Venerida; Veneridae. The record is from RefSeq and is a predicted model, not a curated record. Gene Ontology annotation, molecular function: nucleic acid binding.